AUGGUCCCAAUGCAAACCCUAAUUUGGAGGCCUGGUGCAAUUAACCUUUGCCUUCUGAAGAGUCGUCGGUCAUCCACUCCGUUCACUUUUUCCUUCCAACUCCGGGCAUUCUCUUCUUCGUCCUCAGAUUACACCAAUCAGUCUCGUGGGGGUCUUCCCCGCUUCCACUCUGAUACGCUCCCUACCUCCAAGGGUGGUGUGGUGCGUGUGCAAGGUGAUGAGUUCUGGCAUAUGACGAAGGUCCUGAGAUUAAACACCAACGAUAGGGUAGAACUCUUCAAUGGAAAAGGAGGUCUCGUUGAAGGAUUCAUACAGAACAUUGAUCGUGCUGGAGCUGAUUUUGUGGCUCUGGAGAAUGCAAAGUUAGUUCCUCCCAUGGCCACUCAGUGGCAUGUGUAUGCUGCUUUUGGAACUUUGAAAGGAGGCCGGGUUGAUUGGCUUGUGGAGAAAUGCACAGAGUUGGGAGCUAGUAGUGUGACACCUUUGUUGACUGAACGUGCUCGUUCCAUUUCAGACAACCGAUUUGACAGAUUGGAACGUGUCAUUUUUGCUGCAUCUAAACAAUGUCAGCGACUGCAUGAAAUGACUUUGAGACCUCCUCUAAAGAUCAGUGGACUUCUGCCUCUUGUUGCUCAGACAAAACUGUCUUUCAUUGCUGUUGCGGAGGCUACUCCUGUUUUCAGUGUUUUAAGUUCAUUGGAGAAAGAAUCAUCUGGUUUGAUGAUAAUUGGACCUGAAGGAGACUUCACUGAGAAAGAGUUGAGGAUGAUCAUGGAAGUAGGUGCAACAGCAGUUGGUCUUGGACCACAUCGGUUACGGGUUGAAACUGCUACAAUUACCUUUUUGUCAACUUUAAUGUUGUGGUCCAACUCUGAGGAAACACUGUAAAAUGAUUCACUGCCAGGAGAGGCAAUUUUUGAGAUUGUUGCCAGUGUGUAUCUAAAAUGCUGCAUCGACACAAUGUGCUGAAUGUGAGUGUCAGUUCUCAGUAGUACAGGACUAUAGGUACCUCAGUUGCAACUUGCAACGUCAUUGCCCAUCCCCCAAGCGCAAGGUCUCAGUAGUACUGGUCAAAAUGCCGCUUUCUUUGGAUUUUGAGUUAUCAGCUACCGAACUUAAUUAGUUGUUUGAUUAAAUUGUUGUUUAAUUUGACUUUUGUGCAAAUCCACUCUGAGGGUUGAUUAUGAUAUGACUUCUAUGAUAGUGCUCUUCUUCGUGGUGCAUUGACUGUAUUCCGACUACUACAGGUUUUCCUAUUUUAGGCUCAAAGAAUAUAUUCAGUAAAAGGCUAAUGUCAUUUUCCAGAUGUAAGAUUUGAAAUUGGGAAUGGUUGAUUCUGAGUUCUGACGUUUGAGAAAGACCAGGUUAUUCUUUGCCGUUGAAUAUUGACUUGGCUGGCAGAUUAAUCUACGCUAAAUUGAUCGAAUACCUACAACUACAUUAAGAACCCUAGAAUAUGAAUCUGGGGAGGUUUAUCUCAGUUUACUGCAUCUGAGGCAGGUACCAGGCUCCCUAUUUCCUUAGUUGUUCCUUGUCAAAAGUCCAAAUAUUUUUUUAUCCAAAGAAAAAAAAAAAAGUCCAAAAUUUUGACGAGAGAAACAUCAUUUUUGGAUGUUUGGUUGUCCUUUUUUCUUUCCCUUGCUUUUUUAAACUGAAAGAAAAUAUCGAUUAGUUGUUACUUCCUGUCCCAAAAUUAUUAUCUUAAUAAGGUGAAACAAAUUAGUGGUAGCAUUUGAUUUUUCAAGGCUCUAUCAUUCUUGGAUGUGUCUUAGCCGAAGCAUCUCCGGGCCAAUCUAAACAGCUGAAAAUGGAGAAUUUUCUUUUACCAAUAGUCCCGACAAGAACAUACGCCACCUUGAAAGUGAUGAAAACGAGUAGCAUCUCUUAAAAUGAUUUCUCUAUUUACAAGUUUGGAUAUGAAUUUAAUAGCAGAAUGACAAUCAUUACAAACUCUCAAGUUCUUCAUGAUCCUUAAUGUGGCAUUCUCUGGAGUAUUUAACAGGCCAAAUGCAAUAGCAAGCUUCUCACUGUGAUGUUUGAGAAUCUGUUCUUUUAACUCGGGGUCAAGGUCAUGAAGAACGGAAUCUGUAUCCGGGAUAUAGCCCAUUUUCUUAAUCUCCUUCCAUAUCUUUUCCAUCAACUGGUAAAUUGCAUCUCUCUGUGGAUGAAGGCCGUCUUCCACGCCAAAUGCGUGAACUUCAUUUUUUAUCUGUAUCCAACUGAAACCUUGUUCUUUCUUAACCUGCUUAAGCUUCAUCGACUUUCUGACUCCAGCAGCUUCUCGCCAUCUCCCACAAGCAGAAUAAGCAUUCGCCAGGGCUGAGUAGGCCCCACCAUUGUCUGGAUCGAUCUUCAGAAGAUUUUCAGCUGCUACUUUUGCUAGUUCUGCAUUCUUGUGAAUCUUGCAAGCAGCUAAAAGUGAACCCCAAGCUAUUGCAUCUGGUUCGACUGGCAUUUUUUCAAUGAACUCCAGAGCUUCAUGUAGCAAUCCAGCACGUCCCAGAAGGUCAAUCAUGCAAGCACAGUGACUCGAGGUGGGUACAAUGUCAUGUACUUCUUGCAUCAUUUUGUAGUAUCUACGACCAUCUUCAACCAACCCCGCAUGUGUGCAGGCAGAAAAGACACCGACAUAAGUUAUAUGGUCUGGCUUACUAUCGCAUUCAAGCAUAUUUUCAAAUAGAUGAAUGGCUUCUUUUGCCAAUCCAUGUUGAGCUAAUGCUAUGAUCAUGGACGUCCAAGAGAUCGCAUCCUUUCUCUGAUGUGAUAGAGAAAAUAUUUUCUUGGCAUAAAGAAUGUUACCAGCUUUUGCAUACAUGUUAAUCAACGCAUUGUCCAACGAAGCAGGUGAUGCUUCCAAAAUUCUGAUGGCCACUGCAUGUAUUUGUUUGCCAUGAUUUAGAGAAGCCAAGCUUGAGAUUGAGCUCAAGAUGGCCGCUAGAGUGUAACUAUUAGGUUUUUCACCAUCUCUGAUCAUCAUCAAUCUGAAAAGAGCCAUUGCUUCAUUAUGGGAUCCAUUCUGCACAUAACCAACUAGCAUUGCUGUCCAAACAACCACAUCACGCUCAGCAAGUGAAUCGAAGAUUUGUCUUGCUGGAUUGAUGUCUCCAAGCUUGACAUAUCCAUCAAGUAGUGCUGUGAAUGCUAUAACGUUCAAAUUGGAUCUUCCAGUUUGAAUAACAAUUCUAUGAGCAUUUUCAACACAUCCACAUCUGGAGUACAUGCAGAUUAAAGCAUUUCCAACAGCCCCAGAAGUAUUAAAACUGGUUCUAACAAUGUGCCCAUGAAUUUGCCUACCCACACUGACAUUCUUAGUGCUUGCACAAGCUGACAGAGCACUAGCAAGAGCGUACCUGUCAGGUAUUAUUUUGGUGUCCUUGAGCAUAGUUGAGAAAAUCUCGAGAGCUUUGACAUCAAAUCCAUGCUGAUUGCAUCCAGUGAUUAAUAAGUUCCAGGAAACAAUAUCCCUUUCUUUCAUCUGCUCAAACAGGGUCAGUGCGAGAUCAACCUCACCACUCUGCAUAUGCAAGGAAAUCAUCCCAUUCCAGCUCGAGACAUCCUUUAACGGGAUGCUCUCGAAGACCAUCUUCGCAGCAUUUGCACUCCUGGACUUUGCAUACAUAUUUAACAACGAAUUGGCAACAGCGACAUUGUCAACGAACCCAAGUUUGAUUACAAAAGAAUGCACCAUUUUACCGACAUCCAACUCUCUAAUUGCCCCACAAGAUCCAAGAACAUUAGUAAAAGUAUACUGGUUAGGCAGAACUUGCGACGACACCAUCUUAGAAAACAAUCUGAGAGCAUCAUCCCAGAAUCCGGACCGGUUAUAACUCACUAUCAUUGUCGUCCAUGAAACAGAAUCACGAUCGGGCAUCUUAUUGAAGAAGGAAACCGCUUCAGAAAUCAUUCCCCCUCUGGUAUAUGCAGAUAAAAUAGUGUUCCAAGAAGAUAUGUUCUUAACAGGCAAUUCAUCGAACACCUUACUCGCAUCAGAAGUAUACCCGAGUUUGGCAUAGACAUUGAUGAGAUUAUUCACGACAAAAAGACCUAAAUGGAGACCAGACUUGAUGAUCUGAGCAUGAAUUGAUUUAGUGCUAAAAGGGUCUUUGAUUUUGAGACUUGUUUGAAGGAGGGAUAUGUAGUGAUGUGACUCGGCAACUCCACAAAUAACUCUGUCCCCGGCGUUCGCCAUGUGAGACACCGGAUGGUGAGAAGAAAGGACCGAGCGAGACCUUUAGAGGUUUAGUCUGACGCCUGGUCCUUGGGCCACCGUCACCAGUCGGAGCUGAAGCUUCGCGGUGAACGGUGAAGAGUAAAGACUCGACUGUCAGAACCGGGGUGACUUCUAGAAGUUUUUCUGUUCAGUCAAUUUGUUUGUGCCGGGAAAAUCAAA
Messenger RNA from Oldenlandia corymbosa var. corymbosa, 4390 nucleotides. Lineage: Eukaryota; Viridiplantae; Streptophyta; Magnoliopsida; Gentianales; Rubiaceae. The record is from the annotation of a GenBank genome assembly.